Molecule: messenger RNA, 1194 nt
Organism: Peromyscus eremicus (cactus mouse)
Lineage: Eukaryota; Metazoa; Chordata; Mammalia; Rodentia; Cricetidae
Gene: Hey2
Product: hes related family bHLH transcription factor with YRPW motif 2
Exons: 5
Coding region: 32-1051 (339 amino acids)
Biological process (GO): circulatory system development; regulation of neurogenesis; anterior/posterior pattern specification
Cellular component (GO): nucleus
Molecular function (GO): DNA-binding transcription factor activity, RNA polymerase II-specific; RNA polymerase II cis-regulatory region sequence-specific DNA binding; protein dimerization activity
Source: RefSeq, a predicted model, not a curated record
CGGCGUAGGUGGCUGCUCCUUCUGCGCCGCGAUGAAGCGCCCUUGCGAGGAGACGACCUCCGAAAGCGACAUGGAUGAGACCAUCGACGUGGGGAGCGAGAACAAUUACUCCGGGCAAAGUACAAGCUCAGUGAUGAGGUCAAAUUCACCAACCACCACCUCUCAGAUUAUGGCGAGAAAGAAAAGGAGAGGGAUAAUAGAAAAAAGGCGUCGGGACCGAAUAAAUAACAGUCUAUCUGAAUUGAGACGACUAGUACCAACGGCUUUUGAAAAACAAGGAUCUGCUAAGUUGGAAAAGGCUGAAAUAUUGCAAAUGACAGUGGAUCAUUUGAAGAUGCUUCAGGCAACGGGGGGUAAAGGCUACUUUGAUGCCCAUGCUCUCGCCAUGGACUUCAUGAGCAUUGGAUUCCGAGAGUGCUUGACCGAAGUGGCCAGGUACUUGAGCUCGGUGGAAGGCCUUGACUCAUCAGACCCACUGCGCGUGCGCCUCGUCUCCCAUCUCAGCACCUGCGCCUCCCAGCGGGAGGCGGCGGUGAUGACGUCCUCCAUGGCCCACCACCAUCACCCCCUGCACCCACACCACUGGGCAGCCGCCUUCCACCACCUCCCCACAGCCCUGCUCCAACCCAACGGACUCCACACGUCGGAGUCAACCCCGUGUCGCCUCUCGACGUCUUCAGAAGUGCCUCCCGCCCACGGCUCUGCCCUGCUCACAGCGACGUUCGCCCAUGCCGAUUCUGCUCUUCGGAUGCCAUCCACAGGCACCGUGGCACCGUGUGUACCGCCUCUCUCCACCUCUCUCCUGUCUCUUUCGGCCACCGUGCAUGCCGCAGCCGCAGCGGCCACCGCCGCUGCACACAGCUUCCCUCUGUCUUUCGCAGGGGCCUUUCCCAUGCUCCCCUCCAAUGCAGCGGCUGCAGCCGCAGUGGCUGCUGCCACCACCAUCAGCCCACCCUUGUCAGUGUCGGCCGCCUCCAGUCCUCAGCAGACAAGCAGUGGAACAAACAGUAAACCUUACCGACCCUGGGGGACAGAAGUCGGAGCCUUUUAAGUUAUUCUUAUUUCUUGCAAUCGUAACUGAAUGUCCUUCAUUUCAGAAUCAGCUUCAAACCUCUGCACCCUGAAGGUAGCCAUACAGAUACCUACAGAUCCACACAGCAACAAUAAAGCGAUUUGAGAAGCAAACUUCACAAA